AUGACUCUACUCGGCAAUACAACACUAGCUGAUGUCAACAUGGGAGCUAGUUCACAACUUUCGCUGCAACUCCUGCCAAUUAUUGGUGACGCCCUUUACGAAGACAUUGAUUUGUCAGUUUCGACUGCCAAUCUUCCAAACAACGUCAACAACAUCACAAACGCUGGAAAUUUCUCGCGGAAUUUGCAAGCAGUGAGCUCAUCCGACGGGAUUCAGGCAGACCUGCUCAAGGCAGUGAACAGGGAACGUGCUGCUUAUAAACUCCCCCCAUUGUGUCUAAACAUAAAGCUGAAGGAAGCUGCCCAAGGCCAUUCGAACGAUAUGGCAUUUAAAAAUUACAUGAGCCAUCAGGGUUCUGAUGGUUCGACAAUGUCGCAGCGGCUCCAAGAGAAACAUUAUGACAGCACAGCGGCCGGAGAGAACGUUGCUGCUGGCCAUAAUUCGGUUGAUAAGGUGAUGGAAGCAUGGAUGAACUCGCCAGGCCACCGAGCUAACAUUUUACGUGAGAAAUUCACCAUGUUUGGCUGUGGUUACGCGUACGAUUCAAACUCUAUGUACAAAAUCUACUGGACGCAGAAUUUUGGUAAAAGCCAAACGGAGAAAUGUUCGUAA
This is a messenger RNA of Plasmopara halstedii, 612 nucleotides long. Its product is annotated as CAP domain. The coding region runs from base 1 to 612 and encodes 203 amino acids. The record is from RefSeq and is a predicted model, not a curated record. Lineage: Eukaryota; Oomycota; Peronosporomycetes; Peronosporales; Peronosporaceae. The transcript has a single exon.